AUGGAGUCCUCCAAAGAAACAUCCUUUCCCCCUGCCAGCGAUAUCCCCCUCCAUCGAAACGCGCCCCUCGCACCUUCGCAAGAGCUUGCGUAUCGGAAAAAGUGCAUUCAACUCAAGAGACGGCUUGCCGAGAUUGAAGCCAACAACGACUCGACGCGCAAGAGAAUCACACAAGAAAAAGAUCAUAUCAAGAAGCUACGCUUGCUGCGUGCCAUCCUCCUCAAUAACUUGCAGGAAAUCAUGAGCACUCCCGCGAAGAAGUUGACCCCCGAGCAGCUUGAGAAGAUCGGUGUACUCUCCAACGGCAGUACGGAUCUAGCUGAACUUGCGGGCACCGGCAUAACUCAGGAGUCUCGUAAUCCUAGACCUGACGGGGAAGGAUUGCUCGACGACAGCACAGACGAAAGUGAGGAAGAGGAACCUGAGCCUGCAGAAAGACCCGAACGCCGAAGAAGAGUCAACAACAACUACCGUGAAACCAUCAUGAACGCCAACGCUCCAGGCGAGUCCGCAUCGACCGCGUAUCAACAGCAAACUUUACCCAACCUUGCUCCUGCAAGCUCAUUUUCCCCCGCCCGUCCACACGACCAUACAGGCCUGACUUCGUCAUUCCGUGUCUCGUCUGGCACACCUCACGCCGCAGGAACAUCCAGCUCUUAUCCACCCCCUGCUGAAAGUUCUCACAACGGAGGAUCUUCACCAAUUUACGCCGGUGAUCCACGCGCCGUUUACUACGGACCAGGUGACAUCAAGCCCAUCCGGCCUGACCCCCCUUAUGUGCAAUUCACAGCACAUAUGACACCACAACUGGCAGCCAAUGGCGAACAUCCAGACGACAUUCCUGACAGAAUUCAAUCCGAAUGGGAUGAACUUACUCCAGACAACCGAAAACUCUGGGAAGUCCGGUAUCAAGAGCAAAUGGCAGAGUACACGGCUGCAAUGGAUAUCUACAAGAGAGCAUCACGACGUGAUACUUCGAGCGGGUUUGCCGGUCCUUCAUAG
This is a messenger RNA of Exophiala spinifera, 1002 nucleotides long. RefSeq lists its product as uncharacterized. The coding region runs from base 1 to 1002 and encodes 333 amino acids. The transcript is spliced from 2 exons. The record is from RefSeq and is a predicted model, not a curated record. NCBI's taxonomy places the organism in Eukaryota, Fungi, Ascomycota, Eurotiomycetes, Chaetothyriales, Herpotrichiellaceae.